Molecule: messenger RNA, 1446 nt
Organism: Limanda limanda (common dab)
Lineage: Eukaryota; Metazoa; Chordata; Actinopteri; Pleuronectiformes; Pleuronectidae
Product: alpha-1,3-mannosyl-glycoprotein 4-beta-N-acetylglucosaminyltransferase C-like
Exons: 3
Coding region: 1-1446 (481 amino acids)
Biological process (GO): protein N-linked glycosylation
Molecular function (GO): acetylglucosaminyltransferase activity
Source: RefSeq, a predicted model, not a curated record
AUGAGGCUGAUAUGGAAGUCCGUGGACAAGAUGAGGUGUUUCAGGAAGAGGUCAAUGUUCCCGUUUCUUGGCUUCCUCAUCACCUUUCUGCUAUUUUUUAACCUUUACAUGGAUGGUGGAUAUGUGCUGGAGGCUGAAAAAAGACGGCUGGGGGAGACACUGAUGCAUCCUGCAAACUCUGAAAGAUAUGUCCACACAUUCAGAGACUUAUCCAACUUCUCUGGGACCAUUAAUGUGACUUAUCGCUAUCUUGCAGGGACUCCUCUGCCACGGAAAAAGUAUCUUACCAUUGGUUUGUCAUCUGUCAAGAGGAAAAAGGGGAAUUAUCUUCUUGAGACCAUCAAAUCCAUCUUUGAUCAGUCCAGUUACGAGGAACUGAAAGAGAUAGUGGUUGUGGUCCACCUGGCCGACUUUGACCUGGCCUGGUGUGAAAACCUGGUGCAGGAAAUCACCAGGAAGUUUGCUCACCACAUCAUAUCCGGACGCCUCCUGGUGAUCCAGGCACUAGAGGAAUAUUACCCAUCGCUGGAUGGAUUGAAAAGGAACUAUAACGACCCGGAGGACCGUGUCCGUUUCCGCUCGAAGCAGAACGUCGACUACGCGUUCCUCCUCAACUUCUGCACAAACCUUUCUGACUUCUACAUGAUGUUAGAGGACGACGUGCGAUGCUCCAGGAACUUCCUGACAGCCCUGAAGAAGGUGAUCACUUCCAGAGAAGGCUCCUACUGGGUGAUGCUGGAGUUUUCCAAGCUGGGCUACAUCGGGAAACUGUACCACUCCAGAGACCUCCCACGUCUGGCUCAUUUCCUGCUCAUGUUCUACCAGGAGAUGCCCUGUGACUGGCUCCUCAUCCACUUCAGGGGUCUGCUGGCCCAGAAGGACGUGAUCCGGUUCAAGCCCUCGCUUUUCCAACACAUGGGCUACUACUCAUCUUACAAAGGAGCGGAAAACAAACUGAAGGACGAUGACUUUGAGGAAGACUCCAUAGACAUUCCUGACAACCCCCCUGCCAGCCUUUACACAAACAUCAACGUCUUUGAAAACUAUGACGCAACCAAGGCUUACAGUAGUAUUGUUGAUGAGUAUUUUUGGGGGAAACCUCCCUGCACCGGAGAUUUCUUUCUCAUAAUCUUUAAUAAAUCAACUAAAAUCAGCAGAAUUAAGAUAGUUACAGGUACAGAGGAUCGGCAGAAUGACAUUCUUCAUCAUGGAGCUCUGGAAGUGGGACAAAAGUCUGUGGAAAAUAAACAGGGAAGACAGUGUUCAUCAUACAUCACAUUAGGGGAGUUUAAAGGUGGAAACAUUGAGGUUAACAAUGUGUACCACAAGAUCGGCUUUGACAUUGAGUGUGUGCGAAUAGUAAUUACUGCCAAUCAGAAAGAGUGGCUCAUCAUAAGGACUAUCAGCUUAUGGACGACGCAGCCUUUGAGUCAGUUAAAGAAGUAA